Molecule: messenger RNA, 1130 nt
Organism: Octopus bimaculoides (California two-spot octopus)
Lineage: Eukaryota; Metazoa; Mollusca; Cephalopoda; Octopoda; Octopodidae
Molecular function (GO): oxygen binding; heme binding
Source: RefSeq, a predicted model, not a curated record
AUUGCAGGGCGUGAUUUGGUGCCACUUUACAAUGGGUUGUAGGAACUCAUCUAUCGAGAAGAAGUUGUCAUUGGAGACUGAUAACAGAAACUUAGCACAAACAAAUACGCGUCCCAUAAAAGAAAGACCUCCUUUUAACGAAAAUCAAAAACAACUAAUUCGAAAGUCGUGGAAAAUUAUUCAAGCUGAUAUAGCAAAAGUCGGUGUGAUAACAUUUCUCAGGUUAUUCGAAAAAUACCCAGAUGUUCAAGAUAUAUUUAUUCCAUUCAAAGGUCAAAGCCUUGAAGAUCUUAGUAAUAAUGACCGAAUGCGUGAACAUGGUUUACAAGUAAUGCGGACAGUUGAGAAGGCCAUUGCUAGAUUGGAUCAACCCGCGAAACUUGAAUCCAUGCUGUUUGAACUGGGUCAAAAACAUGUCAUGUUUGACACUAAAGUAGACUACAUGGACUUAAUUGGACCGCAGUUUAUUCUUGCAGUCAAGCCAACCAUGAAAGAUAAAUGGACAAUAGAAACUGAAGAAGCCUGGUCGGACUUUUUCAAGUAUAUAACUUCUAUAAUGAAAGAAGCAAUGAUAUUUUGAAAAUUAAUGAAGCGGAUCUUUUUGAAUAUUUUUUCAUUCUUUUUUAAUUAUUGUAUCAUAUUAACUGUAUGUGUGUGUAUGUACACAGCACACAACACAAGUCAAAAUUAAAUAGGAAAACAUUAGUGUACUACAAUAUAUGUAUACUCUGCAGAAUUCCCCAGAAAAUAAAUGAUGGUGGGAGGAAUACUGUUUACAUAGUAACAUGAUAAAACACAAAUAACUUAAAUUUGUUACAAACAAAAUAAAAAUUUUAUUAAUCAUGUGUGAAUAUAACGGUCACAAAAAUCAAAUUCCGGCGGUGGCAUCUGCACCAACCAUAUUGGCCUUCCAUGAUAUAACAAGAAGCAAUACAUGCCAACGUAACUUCGUCCAGAAGAUGAGACUGUAAAGGUCUGAAGAUGCCGAUAAUGGAUAUAGUAAUUUUAUUGGUCUAAAUGAUCACCAAGGAACUUAUACGGAAAUAUUUUUAAAAACUUGAUAAACAAGAUAAAACAAGACCAUACAUGUUUUCAAUACAACUUACGUACACACACAUGUGUGUGUAUUU